UAUUGAUGCCAACCAUCACAAUUUUUUAUCACUCACAAAAUUUAUAACAACCCCUUUUGCCUUCUUCUUUUGUAUUUUCUCUCCUUGAAAAUCCACUUAAUUAAUUCUUUGAUAUAAAAAAUAUAUAUUCUCUCCUAUAUAUAAAUAUACUCUUAAUUAUUUCUAUAUAUCCUAUAUUAUUGGAAAAUUCAAAUCAUGAUGAUGAAGGGCAUAUCAAUUGUUCAUCAACUUAAGAUCAACACAGCUUAUUUUCUAGUGAUUUUCUUAGUGAUUACUACCACCUUUGGCUUGAGGCCUCACCAAUAUAUGUCAGUUACAGUUAGAUCAAGAAAUGAAGGAGGUGAAGUUGGCAUGAGAAACAAUGACCCCAACUUAUUCUCCAAGAAAAAAGAUGAAGUAGUAGGAUUGGGAAUGGAGAUGUACCCAACAGGGUCAAGCUUGCCUGAUUGUUCACAUGCUUGUGGGCCAUGCUUUCCAUGCAAAAGGGUUAUGGUGAGCUUCAAAUGCUCUGUGGAGUCUUGUCCCAUUGUCUACAGAUGUAUGUGCAAAGGCAAAUAUUACCAUGUCCCUUCCAAUUAACAAUAAUAAUUUUGUAUUACUUUUAAUUAAUUUAAUUAUUAGUACUCUAUUACCUCCUUCCCCUACUAUCUAAUCAUUUUAAUUAACCACUUAUUUCUUUCUUCUUCUUCUUUAGUAAUUUCUAUUUUAGGUAGGUUUUCGGAAAAAUGUUGUACAUGUUUUUAUCUAUCCCCAUUAAAUUGAAAUCUCUAUGUUGAGAAUUCAUAUUCUAAACUAUGUCCAUCUAAUAAAAUUGAGACAACUUAUUUAAGAAAAUGAUCAUAUGAUUUGUUAUUUUUAAAUAAUAAGUUAUCACAAUUCUAUUAGGUGGUCAUAAUUUUGACCUUGAAUCUUUUUUGGCUUGCUAAGUGUUAUUAAUGACAUUUAUUUUUGUUUCAAAUCAAAGAAGGAAAAACUUUCAUUUAUUGAAAGAUGUUGAGGGGUUUCUUUACUAUGGUUGUUUGUGGAGUUUUAGUGAAUUAGUGAUUAUUAAAUAUUUUAUGUAUUAUUUUAUACCUUUGCCCAUAUUACCAAAAAAAUAAAUGUAUAUUACAUCAAA
This is a messenger RNA of Cannabis sativa, 1117 nucleotides long. RefSeq names its product EPIDERMAL PATTERNING FACTOR-like protein 6. The record is from RefSeq and is a predicted model, not a curated record. NCBI's taxonomy places the organism in Eukaryota, Viridiplantae, Streptophyta, Magnoliopsida, Rosales, Cannabaceae. The transcript is spliced from 3 exons. The coding region runs from base 196 to 579 and encodes 127 amino acids. Gene Ontology annotation, biological process: stomatal complex development; guard cell differentiation.